AAUUUAUAUAGAAGAAUGGCUAAAGAAGUGGGAAAUAUAUUGGUUUCACCAGCUGGUUUAUCAACGUCGCUGGCAAUGUUGUAUUUAGGAGCGAGAGGUCAAACUGCUGAAGAAAUGGAGGACGUUCUAGGAUAUAAAAAAGCAAGAGUUGAUUUGCAACAUUUCCAUUCGUCGUUUAAACAAUUAAUUUUAAACCUACAAGCCACUACCGAACAUAAAUACAUAUUUAGAAUGGCUAAUGCACUUAUGGUACAGUCCGGUUUUCAUAUUUUGCAACGAUAUAAUGACGACUUGGAGUUUUACUACGAAACCUUACUGAAGAACGUCAAUUUCUCAAGAAAUUCGGAUGAAAUUCUGCGUGAAAUUAACACGUGGGUGGCUAAAAAUACUAAUAAUAAGAUCUCGACUUUUUUAACAAAACGCCCUUCACCUUCUACAAAGUUACUUAUGUUAAAUGCCAUUUACUUUAAAGGAUCUUGGCAGAAUCCUUUCGCACGGGAUUUAAUUCUAUCUUUACCUUUCUACAAUAAUGGCAAUAAAGCUUCCAAUAAGUACGUUAAAAUGAUGAUUCUACAUCAUAACGUACCUUAUGUGAAAUAUGCAAAGAUGGAAGCUGUUAAACUUUCUUACUAUGGAGGCGAUAUUAGCAUGUUAAUAUUAUUGCCCAAUGAAUUAGAUGGAAUUAGAGAUUUAGAGCAGCAAAUUUCACUUAAAGAUAUGACAGAAAUUCUUAAAAAUAUGAAAGAAACCAUGAUAAAAAUUUUGUUGCCGAGUUUUAGGCUUGAAUACUCUACAGAAAUGAAAGAAUUUUUGAAUGGAUUAGGCAUGAACAGUGUCUUUCGUGAAGAUUCUUCCGAUUUAUCCGGCAUAUGUGAUGAAGGUUCGAAUUUAUUUGUAUCAAAAAUCUACCAAAAAAUAGUUGUGAACGUAAACCAGAACGGUACAGAAGCUGCUUUCGUAACAGAUUUAGAAUACGAACCUAGAUCAGCUGCUACUGUAAGUUACUUUCGUGCUGAUCAUCCCUUUCUAUUCUUCAUAAUUAAUGAGAAGAAUAGAAUGAUUCUCUUUGUGGGUAGAGUUAAUGAAUUGUAAUGUAAAUUUAAUAUAAAAAAUAAAGAGAUUUCUACCCAUAUGAUCGUAAUUUGAAACCUCAUUUACCUUAUUUAGGUCACGGAUAUAGGAUACAGGUAAACCUAUUUAUAAAAGCUAUAAAUUAAAAACGGUUUCUGCUUGAUAUAUUCGAUCUUCACACCCUUAUAAAGGUAAGUUUCGUUCUAUUAAACUCUAUUAAUAAAAUAUCUAAUAAUUUUGCACUAUUUUACACUAAUACAACAUAAUAUAAUAAGUUUAAAAUUUUUCUAUCUAAAAAAUAAAAUGGGUAAUAUGUUACUUUCAUCUCUUAAUCUUAAAUUAUAUAUAUAUUUUUUAAAUAAUUAA
Molecule: messenger RNA, 1437 nt
Organism: Centruroides sculpturatus (bark scorpion)
Lineage: Eukaryota; Metazoa; Arthropoda; Arachnida; Scorpiones; Buthidae
Product: serpin B10-like
Exons: 1
Coding region: 16-1092 (358 amino acids)
Molecular function (GO): serine-type endopeptidase inhibitor activity
Source: RefSeq, a predicted model, not a curated record